This is a messenger RNA of Charadrius vociferus (killdeer), 690 nucleotides long. RefSeq names its product chromosome unknown open reading frame, human C20orf27 (gene ADISSP). Bases 1 to 690 code for a protein of 229 amino acids. Lineage: Eukaryota; Metazoa; Chordata; Aves; Charadriiformes; Charadriidae. The transcript has 5 exons. The record is from RefSeq and is a predicted model, not a curated record.
AUGGCGGAGGCAGAUUGUGGCCACCCGGCGCGGCUCCGGCGGGGAGGCGUGCGUCAGCGCCGCCGCCUCCUUACUGCCGCUCACCCCCGGCCUCGGGAUGCCGGGGAGCCCCGGGAAGGAGCAGAGAGCACUGUGGACCCACUGUCCUGGGUGCUUGGGGGGGCCCGACGGCGUGGGACUGUCGGCAGCAAGGCAAAGGGUGGGGGUGUGCGCUUUGCCCCCAGCCAGCCCACCGAGGGGGCCCAUGGCCACGUGCACUUCGACGAGAAGCUCCACGACUCGGUGGUUAUGGUGACGCAGGAGAAGGAUGGCAGCUUCCUUGUCAAGGUGGGAUUCCUGAAGAUCCUCCACAAGUACGAGAUCACGUUCCUCCUGCCCCAGGUGCAGAGGCUGGGGAAGGACGUCUGUGCUGUGCCUCUCCCCAACCUCAACCUCCGAGUCAUCAGUGUCACUGCCCUACCAGAAGGCUACAGCGUGAAGUGCGAGUACACGGCGCACAAGGAGGGGGUCCUGAAGGAGGAGAUGGUCCUGUCCAGCGAGGCUGGUGAAGGCGCCUGUAUCAAGGUGGUGGUACAAGCCCGUGUCAUGGACCGGCAUCAUGGCACGCCAAUGCUCCUGGACGGGGUGCGCUGCAUCGGUGCGGAGCUGGAGUACGACUCGGAGCAGAGCGACUGGCACGGCUUUGAUUAG